AUGAUGACCAUGCAGAUCUAUUUUCUUUUCACUGAACAUAUUGGUGUCCAUUUCAACUCUUAUUUCGAUAUGCCAACAGUAUUGGACAGUAAGCAGGGUCCAGGUCCAAAACAUAUGAAAGAAAUUGCCAAGCGAGCUCGGCGUCGGGAAGCCAAAAAACAACAGCAGCAGAUAACUCAACAACUUCAAAAACACCUUAUCAAUCACAAUCACCAAUCUUUCUCCUCUCGAAUCACCAGCAACAGUAAUAGCCACAGUCGUAUCACUCCCCUUUCUAAAAAUAGUCACUCGCUGAGUAGCAGCACCAACAAUAAUUCAACACCUCUGGGUUCUUCCGGCUCUUCUCGGACACCUCACAGCAGUCACCAGCAUCACUCCCACUAUGGACACCAUUUGGCCACUUGCGUUUUUUGUUGGGCUCAGCAAAAUAAUGAUACCAAAAUGCCUUCUACUCACUCAGUUUCUUCUGCUAAUGGAAAUGGACUUGCUAAGAAUUCUGCGACCACAUCCACACCGAUGGCUAACGCUGGAGGUAGCACUCUUCCUCCUCCAGCUUCGGGUGUUAAUUUUGUGCGAACCCGUUCUUCUGUGUCACGGAAACUGGACCUUGCUUCCAUUCAAUUCAUCUUGGAUGAGAAGGACAUUAAUGUAUUUUAUGAUUUCUCAAUAUCUCAUUUUAUCUUCUAUGAUCCUCUUGUCAUGCAUUUCGAUCACUCUUUCAAAUGUCUACCUGGAAAGUUGCUUAUAUCUAUCCUUAAUAUUUCAGAAAAUAAUAACGGUCUCGCCAAAGCAGAAAUCGAUGGUCUGAACAAUUUGGCGAGCUUUUCAACGCCGUUGUCAGCUUCUUCUCUUCAUUAUGCCCAGGGCCAUUCUGAUUCCAGUUCUUUCAUCUCCGCUUCACUUUCUCGAUCGGGCUUUGGAGAAUCAAGCAGUGACAAUCACUCUCAGAACAGUCUGCAGCAUAAUUUUGAGCAAUUCCGUCCCCCACGUCCACCCCCAGGCGUUUCUCAUCAAAGCGGUGGGGUGAUGAUUGGCAAUGUGUCCGGCCCCACUUGCAACGGCGUUCUCACUCGUGCUGCUGCCUCUGCUGCUUCAAACUACUUUACUGGCUUCUUUGAUGGUGGCGCCUCAUCUACGUGUUCUUCGACUACCUCUGCACCCUCAACUCCAACUAGAAGGCAAAACCGCCGUACAAAGCUCCUUCCUGUGAAAAUAUCGUCCUCAGGAAUUGAACUGGAUGAAAUUUUGAGCAAGAUUCAAAAGGACAGCAAGAACAUGAAUCUAGACAAUCACCAAAUAAAUAUGGCUGUGCAACGGGAGAUCCGUCUUCGUAACCGCAUAAUCAAUCCACCCCUCAUGGUGGGCUCUGGAGACCUCAAUCGUACGCCCAGCACUUCAAGUACCCAUGAGCCCCUUGGAAAUCUCACUACAGCAGCCUCUACAGCUACUUUUUCAGAUGUUGCUUCUGUUGAAGGCAGCAGCGUUGGCGCAGCCUCUAGCUCAGCAGCCAAUCUUCGCGUGUAG
This is a messenger RNA of Rodentolepis nana, 1524 nucleotides long. Lineage: Eukaryota; Metazoa; Platyhelminthes; Cestoda; Cyclophyllidea; Hymenolepididae. The record is from the annotation of a GenBank genome assembly.